Molecule: messenger RNA, 1349 nt
Organism: Cadophora gregata
Lineage: Eukaryota; Fungi; Ascomycota; Leotiomycetes; Helotiales; Ploettnerulaceae
Gene: MMS2
Product: E2 ubiquitin-conjugating protein mms2
Exons: 3
Coding region: 131-520 (129 amino acids)
Biological process (GO): protein K63-linked ubiquitination; DNA damage tolerance
Cellular component (GO): nucleus
Source: RefSeq, a predicted model, not a curated record
CUACUUUUUUAUUCACCACCCUACUCGUACACCCAGAAACGAAGCAGCAUAAGAGAACGGUCUCUUCUCCUCCCCAUCCACCAGAAAGCAGUUCUUCUGCCACAUUUAAAGUUCCAAAAGUGAAGUCAACAUGGCAGCCAAAGUUCCCCGCAACUUCAGACUUCUGGAGGAAUUAGAGAAAGGCGAGAAAGGUCUCGGGGCUGAGGCAUGUUCCUACGGUCUUGUAGACGGCGACGAUCUAUUAAUGUCGAACUGGAACGGCACGAUCCUCGGCCCACCACACAGCGUCCAUGAGAACCGCAUUUACAGUCUGAACAUGCACUGCGGCCCUGAGUACCCCGACAAACCGCCCACCAUCCAGUUCAUCAACGCCGUCAACCUUCCCUGCGUGAGCCCGCGCAAUGGCGUCGUGGACCCCACAAAAUUAGCUUGCCUGGCGAAUUGGGAUCGUAAUAUGACUAUGGAGACCGUCUUGAUUGAGCUAAGAAGGUGCGCUUUGUCGCUGCUAUUCAAUUCAUAAAGCACGAGACAGGACUGACAAAAAUGGUGAUAGAUUCAUGGCACACCCAGCAAACAAGAAGCUUCCACAACCACCCGAGGGAUCGAAGUACGAGUAAGAGCUUUCACAUGGGGGUGAUAUGCUAUGGAAGCGAGAUGGUGGAAGGGUGGUGGGUGGAAUGGCGGUAGAGCUUGGGCGGAGGAUAUAUUUACGACGGAACGAGAUAAAUAUGGAAUGGGGGAGGAAGGCUGGCUUUCUUUUGGGGAUCAGGAUGCAUCAGCGCGGCGAAACCGGUUCCUUCCUGUCCAUUUCAAUCCCUACGAACGACACGCGAACAGAUAUAUGCAGAGCAGAGCAGAGCGAAUGAGUUUAUUGAUUUUGAAAUAAAUAACAGACGUACUGGAAAUGCCGCAUAUGGAUCGAUCGAUUUGCAACAUACGGCUGAUCUAUACUUAUGCGUGAUCAAUACGCGUUGGAAGGUGGACGGAAAUAUCUACUUCUACACAAUUAUACAUGGGUAUCUUUGACAAUUGAAAUGGCAUGUAUGCCUACCAGGCUUCGACUUCUUUCUCCCAAUCCUCAAGCCUCUUCUCUCCCUCCCCACCUCUCUUGGAUCUCCUUUCCCCAUCCCCCUUCUCGAACCUCUUCGCCUCCCUUUUCGCCUGCUUCCUCUCCCUCCUUUCCCGUUCCCAGAGCUCCCUCUCCUUCUCAACCACUCCAGCCAACUUAUCGGCCAAUUCCCCCGCCCUCUGAAACUCCCUCCUCGACUGUUUUUGAACAAGCCAUUUAGCCCGAGCCGGUGCACUAUCCCACCUCUCGUCGCCAACCUCAUACUCAUUCUCAUUCCCAC